GCGGGAGCCGUGGCCGCGCACGUCGCGCGGCCUGCGCUACGUGGCCGCCGGGCGGCGCAGGUCCUGAGGAGAGGGCGCCAUGUGGAAGCUGCUCCCCGCCGGGGACCCGGCUCGAGGAGAACCAUACAGACUUCUGACUGGUGUUGAGUAUGUUGUGGGAAGGAAGAACUGUGCCAUUCUGAUUGAUGAUGAUCAGUCCAUCAGUCGAAGUCAUGCUGUGUUAACAGCUAACAUUUCUCUAAUUAACUUGCAAACAGAUGAAAUUUCCACUUUGACAAUAAAAGAUAAUUCUAAGUAUGGUACCUUUGUCAAUGAGGAAAAAAUGCAAACUGGCCUUUCUCGAACUCUGAAGACAGGGGAUAGAGUUACCUUUGGAGUGUUUGAAAGUAAAUUCAGAGUAGAAUAUGAGCCUUUGGUUGUGUGCUCCUCUUGUCUAGAUGUCACUGGGAAAACUGCUGUAAAUCAAGCUAUCGUACAGCUGGGAGGACUUACAGUAAACAACUGGACAGAGGAAUGUACUCACCUUGUUAUGGCAUCAGUUAAAGUUACCAUCAAAUCCUUUAUCACAAAAGUUUUUUACCCACCUGUUGAUGAACCAACCAUUGGAAGUAAAAGCAUUGACCUAUCAGGACGACAGGAAAGAAAACAAAUCUUCAAAGGAAAAACAUUUGUAUUUUUAAAUGCCAAACAGCACAAAAAAUUAAGUUCAGCAGUUGUUUUUGGAGGUGGAGAAGCUAGGUUGAUAACAGAAGAAAAGCAGGGUCUUAGACCUAUUCCCGAAGCAGAAAUUGGAUUGGCAGUUAUUUUCAUGACUACAGAGAAUUACUGUGAUCCUCAGGGCCGGUCCCACACAGGAUUAAAGACAACAACUCCAGGGCCAAGCCUUUCACAAGGGUGGUCAGCUAAUGAAAAACUAAUGCCAAGUGCUCCUUUGGAUGCUACAACAUUGGAAACUGACACAGAAUGGGACCAGGCUGAUACAUGUAUGUAUUCUAAUGGAAAGCCAAAAGAAAUAAUCUCCAGAAUGGAACAAAAAUUUGGAACAUUGUCCCAAGAAAUACCUGAUGUAAAAGAACUCCCCAAAACAAGCUCCAAUAACAUAGUAUCAGAUACUGUAGGUAGGGCAAAAAUCCAGAACUAUCAGCUUUCACCACCUAAAUUCUCCAGUGUAAAUAAAAGAGAUAGGGCUUCUCAACAGCAGCAGACAAAUACCAUUAGAAACUACUUUCAGCCAUCUCCCAAAAAAAGGGAAAGGGAGGAAGAAAACCAAGAAAUGUCUUCAUCCAAAUCAGCAAGAAUAGAAAUGUCUUGUUCUCUUUUAGAUCCUGGAGCAGGUAAACUCCCACACAUCAUUGGAGGAUCAGAUCUAGUAGCUCAUCAUGCUCAAAAGAAUGCAGAACUAGAAGAGUGGUUGAGACAGGAAAUGGAGGUACAAAGGCAACAUGCAAAAGAAGAGUCUCUUGCUGAUGAUCUGUUUAGGUAUAAUCCUAAUGUAAAAAGGAGAAGAUAAUUGAGAACUUUGAAAGGAAAUUAUGAAAAAACAAACUUCCCAGCAAACAUUUACUUUAGGCUGAGGUACAUGAACACAGUGUAUAAAAGAGACAAAUUUGUUUAAUAAAAUGCACAAAACUAUUUCUUUUGUAUGUGGUAAUAAGUAUUGUUCUGUUUUUAGUCUUUGCCAUGUCAUCUCUCAUAGUCAACAUUGUCAUUUUAAAUUAAGUCUCCCUUCUACUGUUCUCCUGUUUUCUUCCCUUCAGAACAAAAUCUGUGAUACUUAUUUCUUGUUAGUCUUUCCAGAGUUUUAAUUCCUAUUCAAGUUCCUGUACAGAUCAUGUUUUCAGUAAUUCCCUGUCCGAAUGAUAGUCUAAUAUAUGCAGUGUUCUGCAUGUUGUUCUUUUUCAUGUAAUAGGAAGCUCAUAGGCAUAAUAACAUUUUUAGGGGGUGCUGGGAAGAUAGCUCAAAGGUCCUGAGUUCAAUACCCGGUACCGCAAGAAAAAAAAAAUGGAUGUGUCUCAGAUGGAAUGAAUGGCUUCAGUUAUUAACAUGUCACCUAUGUAUUAUUCUA
This is a messenger RNA of Octodon degus (degu), 2065 nucleotides long. Its product is annotated as nibrin. Bases 80 to 1510 code for a protein of 476 amino acids. The transcript has 14 exons. The record is from RefSeq and is a predicted model, not a curated record. Gene Ontology annotation, molecular function: protein binding; damaged DNA binding. Gene Ontology annotation, cellular component: Mre11 complex; nucleus. Lineage: Eukaryota; Metazoa; Chordata; Mammalia; Rodentia; Octodontidae. Gene Ontology annotation, biological process: double-strand break repair via homologous recombination; telomere maintenance; mitotic G2 DNA damage checkpoint signaling.